Molecule: messenger RNA, 1221 nt
Organism: Dichotomopilus funicola
Lineage: Eukaryota; Fungi; Ascomycota; Sordariomycetes; Sordariales; Chaetomiaceae
Product: kinase-like domain-containing protein
Exons: 6
Coding region: 1-1221 (406 amino acids)
Biological process (GO): spliceosomal complex assembly; regulation of mRNA processing; peptidyl-serine phosphorylation
Cellular component (GO): nucleus; cytoplasm
Molecular function (GO): protein serine/threonine kinase activity; ATP binding
Source: RefSeq, a predicted model, not a curated record
AUGCUCAGGCGAACCGCGCCGUGCCUCAAAUAUAUCCACCCCGCCCCCAGUUUACGAGCCUUCCGGUCCAUCAACGAGGAGAGCCUCGACCGGUAUUGCCCUGGGGGUUACCAUCCCGUCCGGAUUAGUGAAGCUUUCGAUGAGGGCAGGUUCCGCAUAAGUAACAAGCUUGGAUACGGGCCAUAUUCAACUGUGUGGCUGGCAUAUGAUAAAAAAACGACGCGUAAUGUUGCACUUAAAAUCUGCACUGCGGACCCUCCCCGAGGCGGCUCGUUUGAGCGGGGGAUUCUCGAUGGCAUCAGGACACAAAUCACUUCUCAGCCAGGAUCCCACCGCAUUCUUCAGCUAUCCCAUUCAUUCAAACACAAAGGAAUACACGGGAACCACCUCUGUCUCGUGUUCGAUCUGAUGGGGCCCGAUCUCGAGGACUAUCGGAAUUUUUUUCCCGGCCGGCGGCUUCCGGUGGCCCUAGUGAAGAGGAUAACGAGGCAGCUUCUCUUCGGGCUGUGGUCUCUCCACAGCGUAUGCAAGAUCAUCCACGCAGACAUCAAGCCGCAGAACAUCUUAACAGAAACCCCGGAAACCAGGGCCGUGGCCAAUAGCGUCGCGGGUUAUGAAUUGCAGCCCAUCGACCCACUGUUUGACAUGCCGGAUGAGUUUUACAUUGCAUCCUCCAAGGUUUACACCCUCGAUGCGGACAUGACCCGACCUGCUAGGCUUGCGGUGCGCUUGGCGGACUUUGGACACGCAAGCUGGUUCGACCGAAAGCUCCCUGGCAAUACCCAGGGGCAGAGAAUCCAAGCACCGGAGGUGGUCCUGGAUGCUAAAUGGGACCAUAAAAUCGACAUUUGGCAAAUUGGCCUGCUUGUGUGGGACCUUAUUGAAGGGCAACCCCUUUUCAACGGCUAUCCACCAAACACCACGAAGUACAACCCCGAUGCGCAUCUGGCGCAGAUGACGAGCACCUUAGGCCCGAUGCCCACGCGGCUCAUUGAGGGUGCCGCUCCCGAUAAGCGGCAACUAUUUUCAGAGGAUGGCAAUAUGGUAGACGAUUUCAACUUUCCCCGGACUUCUCUCGAAGAACGUAGUCAAGUUACCGGCAUGCCAGAUAUCGAAAAAAUGCGUUACUUCGACUUCCUCAAACGUACUCUGAGCCUUGACCCGAACAGCCGGCCCGAGGCGGAAACGCUCGUGGACAUACCGUGGCUCAGCUCCAUCUAG